Amorphotheca resinae ATCC 22711 is the source of this 219-nucleotide messenger RNA. RefSeq lists its product as hypothetical. The coding region runs from base 9 to 179 and encodes 56 amino acids. The record is from RefSeq and is a predicted model, not a curated record. The transcript has a single exon. Lineage: Eukaryota; Fungi; Ascomycota; Leotiomycetes; Helotiales; Amorphothecaceae.
ACAUCACAAUGCAGCAGCAGCAGCUCACUGGGUUUAACGGGCGAAGGAUUGCUUAUUAUUACUUCUUUCUUUUCUUGCUUUCUUGGCUAUAUUUAUUCGAUCAAUCGAGUGAUGAUAUUGGAGAUAUUGGAGUAUGCCAAGUCGCGUAUACAGAGUUAUUGAUGAGCCAAGGUGGGUAAGCAAGGCAUUGCAACGCGGCAUUUGAGAUUCGGGGUACAG